Molecule: messenger RNA, 1322 nt
Organism: Plectropomus leopardus (leopard coralgrouper)
Lineage: Eukaryota; Metazoa; Chordata; Actinopteri; Perciformes; Serranidae
Gene: pax2b
Product: paired box 2b
Biological process (GO): regulation of transcription by RNA polymerase II; anatomical structure development
Molecular function (GO): DNA-binding transcription factor activity, RNA polymerase II-specific; RNA polymerase II cis-regulatory region sequence-specific DNA binding
Source: RefSeq, a predicted model, not a curated record
AUGGAUAUUCACUGCAAAGCAGACCCCUUCACAGCGAUGCACCGGCACGGAGGUGUGAACCAGCUCGGCGGGGUGUUUGUGAACGGCAGACCCCUCCCGGACGUGGUGAGGCAGCGGAUAGUGGAGCUCGCGCAUCAGGGCGUCCGGCCCUGCGACAUCUCCAGACAGCUGCGGGUCAGCCACGGCUGCGUCAGCAAGAUCCUGGGCAGAUAUUACGAGACUGGCAGCAUCAAACCAGGGGUGAUUGGUGGGUCUAAACCUAAAGUGGCCACGCCAAAGGUGGUGGAAAAAAUCGCGGACUACAAGAGACAAAACCCAACUAUGUUUGCGUGGGAGAUCAGAGACAGACUGCUGGCAGAGGGCAUCUGCGACAACGACACCGUUCCCAGCGUCUCAUCCAUUAACAGGAUCAUCCGAACAAAAGUCCAGCAGCCUUUCCAUCCAUCUCCUGAUGGGUCAUCACUGUCGACACCAGGCCAUACUAUAGUACCAAGCACAGCCUCUCCGCCUGUAACCAGCGCCUCCAAUGACCCUGCGGGAUCCUACUCCAUCAAUGGGAUUCUGGGUAUUCCACGAUCUAACGGUGAAAAGAGGAAAAGAGAUGAAGAUGGUUCAGAUGGUUCUGGCCCAAACAGUGAUUCUCAGGGUAGUGUGGAGAGUUUACGGAAACACCUUAGGGCAGAUGCCUUCACCCAGCAGCAGCUGGAAGCGUUGGACCGGGUCUUUGAACGCCCCUCGUACCCUGACGUCUUCCCCACAUCGGAGCACAUCAAACCUGAACAGGCUAAUGAGUACUCGCUCCCUGCCCUGAAUUCCAGCCUGGACGAAGUCAAGCCCAGUUUAUCCUCUAGCGCCAACCCAGACCUGGGCCCCAGCGUGUCGCAAAGCUACCCUGUAGGUCGGGAUAUGGCCAACACAACCCUACCUGGAUACCCCCCUCACGUUCCCCCCACAGGCCAGGGCAGCUACCCGACCUCCACGCUCGCUGGAAUGGUUCCUGGGAGUGAGUUUUCGGGGAACCCCUACAGUCACCCACAGUACACAACCUACAAUGACGCCUGGCGAUUCAGCAACCCAGCAUUACUAAUGCCGCAUCGAGAGGCUCCGCCCCUCCCACUGCUGCCACUGCCUAUGACCGUCACUAGUUACCAUGGAAACCAAAUCAACCUGCAGGACCAUGGGCUUAGCCUCCAUAUUGCCCCGGUGUGAGCGGCAUGGUCCACUGGACACUGAGCAACUGCGCAUAAAAUGUUCCCGGCUCACACAAUGAGAAACUUAACGUUUUUUUGGGAGGAUUCCAGACGACUUCUCUCCCCUCUCUC